AUGUCCAAGGGUGAUGUUGAUGCUUUAGGAACUUUACGUUUAUUAGAUGCCAUAAGGACUGUUGGUUUAACAAAUCAUGUUAGGUUUUAUCAGGCAUCCACAUCUGAACUUUAUGGUAAAGUUGUGGAAACUCCACAGUCAGAAACCACACCAUUUUAUCCUCGUUCACCCUAUGGUGUAGCUAAACUUUAUGCCUAUUGGAUUGUUGUCAAUUACCGCGAAGCAUACAAUAUGUUUGCUUGCAAUGGUGUUUUGUUCAAUCACGAAUCUCCACGUAGAGGUCGUACUUUUGUAACUCGUAAAAUUUCUAGAGCCGUAGCUGAAAUUCACUUAAAUAGACAAAGCUGCCUAUAUCUUGGUAACAUUGAUUCUAAGCGUGAUUGGGGUCAUGCAAGAGAUUAUAUUGAGGGGAUGUGGUUGAUGUUACAACAAGAUCAGCCAGAUGAUUUUGUUUUAGCCACAGGUGAAACUCACACUGUCCAAGAAUUUGUUGAAAAAGCAUUUGCUGUAAUUAAUAAAACCAUUGUUUGGAAAGGCGAAGGUGAAGAUAUGGUUGGAAGUGAAGCUGACACUGGAAUAGUUCGUGUGCGUGUAGAUCCAAAAUACUUUCGUCCAACUGAAGUUGAUCUUUUACUCGGUAAUCCUACUAAAGCUUAUAAUAAACUUGGUUGGAAACGUAAAGUUGAUUUUGAUUCACUUGUAAAGGAAAUGGUUUUGGCUGAUAUUGAGGGAGCCAAAUCAUUUAUAAUAGCAUAG
This is a messenger RNA of Entrophospora sp. SA101, 756 nucleotides long. The record is from the annotation of a GenBank genome assembly. NCBI's taxonomy places the organism in Eukaryota, Fungi, Glomeromycota, Glomeromycetes, Entrophosporales, Entrophosporaceae.